AUGUCAUACUAUGACAAAUCCGAUCAGGUAGGUUACGAUGAUCGAGACAAGGAGCUAAACGAGGAAUUGGAGGCUAUGCUUGCCCGCACGCCGCCCCAUAUUCAGCGACAUCUCCAGCAACGCAUUCACGAUGGAAUUCUUCAACGCAUGAAGGAAGAGACAACAAGAAAGUGUUGGGACUUCGUAAAAAAGUAUGAGACAUGUGUGAAUACGGUCAAACCGUACAAUAUGAAGGAUUGCACCCCUCAUCGUGAUGCCUUGAAUGACUGUGCCCAUGAGAUCAACCGUGAGGAAAACUACCAACGAUACCGCAUUCUCUACCUUCGCGGUGAACUACUUAAGCUACACGAGCACCGUACUGGUGAAAAGAUGGAGAUGCUAAAAACCCGCGUGCCUGACUCCAUUAGAAAUUGGAAGACGGAUUACGCACCAAAGUACGCAGAGAUGAUGUCAGAUCUGGGUGCAAAGCCUCCAAAUGUGGAGGCAACGACCGAGAAUAUCGACACAGAUAAGAAAUGA
This is a messenger RNA of Trypanosoma grayi, 519 nucleotides long. RefSeq lists its product as hypothetical. The coding region runs from base 1 to 519 and encodes 172 amino acids. The transcript has a single exon. The record is from RefSeq and is a predicted model, not a curated record. NCBI's taxonomy places the organism in Eukaryota, Euglenozoa, Kinetoplastea, Trypanosomatida, Trypanosomatidae.